Helobdella robusta is the source of this 1992-nucleotide messenger RNA. RefSeq lists its product as hypothetical. Gene Ontology annotation, cellular component: plasma membrane. The record is from RefSeq and is a predicted model, not a curated record. Bases 1 to 1992 code for a protein of 663 amino acids. Lineage: Eukaryota; Metazoa; Annelida; Clitellata; Rhynchobdellida; Glossiphoniidae. The transcript is spliced from 2 exons.
AUGUAUCAAACGAUAUUUUCAUACAGUUUGUUUUUAAUUAUUUUCGCCAACUUGUUCUCAAUAGCCCAUGCAGCAAUCAACUUGAAAGAAUCUUACAUAGGAUGCUAUCUAAACAUCAGCUCAACGAAAACUGUUGCAUCAGUUGGCUCAGUGAAUGAAUGUUCACUGGAGUGCACAGAUGAAAUUAACAAUAUGAUCGCUUUGAAGAGUGGAAAAGAAUGCAACUGUAUUGGAAGGUUAGAUUCGGCAGUGGCUUCAUCCCAGUGUGAUGUUCUUUGCGCCAAUAGAGAUGCUUGUGGUGGAAGGGACUCAUAUUCCGUUUAUAAAAGCAAGCCACGAAAGACGCACGAUGACUACGCCAGUUUUGAAACACGUCAGACAGAUGUCAUUUUGAUGACAUUACCAAACACUUACACAUUUGAAAUGUGCGCACAUUUCUGUUUUGAGACAAAUUGUACGUUUUUUCAGGAAAUUGACACGUCGAACAAAUGCGGUUGCUUUCAAGAACAUGGUACAGGAAGUAGCUACUUCACAAAAUUAAUUUGCGAUACCUGCUCAAGUGACGGAUCGAAAGUUUGCAAAUGUUAUCAUCAAGGUCAUGAGGAAAAAAUAACCAUAUUCGCAACACGCUUCCAAUACGACUUCCAACGAGGAGUAUCGACUUAUUCUCACUGCAGAAACAGAAUCAAAGGAAAUUACGAAAUAACUGCAAACUGUCCUGAUGGAUGCGAUCCGGGAUGGAGAGGUGAUUCAUGCAGAGAAAGAGAUUGCUCAUCAGAUGGAGGAGAUUGUCCCGUUGGAAUGGAAUGUAUUGAGUCCACGGUGAAUGGUAAUAAGUACGUUGAAUGUGUCUGUCCCCCUGGUAAGGUCAGAAACAAAUGGUACCAAUGUGAGGUUUUCAGGAAAAAUUUAGCUUUACAUAAACCUCCUUAUUACAGUUCAACCUAUGAUGAACAUGACAACCCCACAAUGGGUGCUCAUUACAAAAUACAUUUAACAGACGGCAACUAUGACGGCUACCACAUAUCUCACAUACUUGAUGCCAUGCCAGCCUGGAUGGCGGUCGACCUGCUUAGUUUAUAUUGCGUAGGAUUCAUCAGAGCAUACAACAGAAUAAAUCAAAUGACUGAAAUGCUGAAAAGAAUGGACAAGUUUGUUGUAAGGUUGAACGAAACGUUCGAUGUGAGUAAUAGAGAAGACAUCAGAGACAAAGUCAACUUGUGCGGGUACGGACCAGAAGAAGCGAUACAGGGCGGAAACCCCAUGAUUGUCGUUUGUGAGAACUUCACCAUCUUCACAAGAUUUGUUUUCAUUCAACCAUCUGAUGAGAGAAUGAAAGAUCAUCAUACAGCACUCGCAGAGUUGGAAGUAUUCGAGGCUGGAUGCGAUCUUUUCAACGGGAGGUGCGAAGAGGUGGAGCCGUGCAGAGAGGAGAAGAAAGAAAAUUUAACAGUCAUCCACUGCAAUGAAUUGCCAACCACUAAUUAUACUCUAUCAGUAACCCAUGCAGCAAUCGACUUGAAGGAAUCUUACAUAGGAUGCUAUCGAAACAUCAGCUCAACGAAGACAGUUGCAUCAGUUGGCUCAGUGAAUGAAUAUUUACUGGAGUGCAAUUUGGAAAUUAUCAAUAUGAUCGCUUUGAAGAGUGGAAAAGAAUGCAAUUGUAUUGGAAGAUUAGAUUCGGCAGUGGCUUUAUCCCAGUGUGAUGUUCCUUGCGCCAAUAGAGAUGCUUGUGGUGGAAGGGACUCAUAUUCCGUUUAUAAAAGCAAGCCACGAAAGACGCACGAUGACUACGCCAGUUUUGAAACACGUCAGACAGAUGUCAUUUUGAUGACAUUACCAAACACUUACACAUUUGAAAUGUGCGCACAUUUCUGUUUUGAGACGAAUUAUACGUUUUUCCAGAAGAUCGAUACGUUGAACAGAUGCAGUUGCUUUCAUGAACAUGGUACAGGAAGUAGCUACUUCACAAGAUUGAUUUGUGAUUCAUAA